UCUGUGGGAAGUCACCUUCUAUCCCUGGACUCGACCUACCCGUCACGUUAGGCAGAGCGGCCAAACCCCACUGUUCCCGCUGUGUUGUCGGUGUACUGCGAUAAUUGCUGGGCGCGCCACCAACCACUCAGAGCGGCCCAAACCGAUUCAGGGUUUGGCCUGGGACAUCGCGUCUCCCACUGGAAUUCCACACCACAUCGUCCGGUCGCCCUCGACGCAAUGCGAUCGGCGACCCCCGAAGCCGCUGCAACAAAACGCCUCGCAUCCCAUGCAAUUGCCGGCCCAGCAAGAGAGUCUGUGACGCAAGUACAGUCUGUCAGAAAAAAGCCGUCUGCGGGAAUUCUCACGACGAGCACGACCCCUGCGGGCAAAAGAACGGCACGGAUCACCACCACGGCAACCGCCUGCCCAGCCGCAGCAGCAGCCGCAGGAGCAGCGACAGCAACAGAGGCCGUGCCACUCCGACCAGUCUCUCGCCGCCCGCUUCAACUGCGAGACCAAAAUGCCACGCCGGCGCCGCGGGCUGUGAAACCUGAACCGGAUACAAUACCAGCCGCGUUGACGGUGUCCAGGAUGCCGCCGCAUGAGCGGCCGUCUGUCGCUGGCUAUCGGCAGCCGACGGUCGCGCGGGUCGUAAACAAACUGCCCCUCACCCCCAAAGUCGCGGCUCGCCCGCCAGCACCUCAGCAUCAGAACCCGACGCUCGCAACUCCGCUCGCCCGGCGCCCCGCCCCCGAGCCGGCCUUGAACCCCCGUGGUUCCGGUUCCCGCGACAAAGACGAGCGGGCCUCGCCCGUGCCGACGUUUCUCAGCAGCAACGUUACCCCGCGGUCGGGUUCCCGACAGAGCCGCGUCGAUAGUGCGAAUAGCACCCCCAACGGUACGCCCAACCCAGACCGCCAUGACCAUUGGGAGACGCGCUCGGGCGUGGGCGUGGCAGGAUCCGGGCCGGACGAGUCGCACCGGCGGCCGGUCGUUACAUUCAGUUCCCCUUCCGAGGUGGGCAGCGGCGCAAAUCCUGAUCGGGACUCCAAGUUUUUCUACGCUUCGGAUGCGCAAAAACAACCGCCGCAGGCCGCGAACUUGAAGCCAUCUGUGAUGCAGCAGCCCAAACCGGCGACCUUUUUCUAUGCAAACGGGAAUGCCCUGCCAAACCGGCAGGACCCCCCUCCGAAGCCCUACUCCCCGGCGUUGCCCUCGCCUUCCUCCCAGGACAGCCUGGCGACCAAGUUCGUUUAUGCCAACGGAACGCCCGAACUACAACCUCCGGCGAAGAUUGGGCCGUCGUCGCAAUCCUCGUCAGCCUCGGUUCUCUCCACGUCGUCCAGGCUGCCAGCGGCAAGACAAGGGAACCUUCCAAGGGCUCCGUCGCCGGCCAAAAGCCCCUCCCAGAUUUUGGUCAGAUCCCCCAGCAGCUCAACUGCGCGCUCCCAGCGGUCACCUAUUUUGGUGGCAAACCCCUCGAGCAAUCCCCAGGCCAGCGAGAUGAAGGCAAACACCGAGCCUCAACCUCGGCCAGCCGUAUCCCACACCCGUUCGCAGAGUGCUGCCGCUAUCGAACCACCAGCUGCCGCCAAACCUGCGCCUUCUCACAACUCGGUGCCCCCGUCUGGAUGCACCUCUCCGUCGUUCCCGCCAUAUUCUGAGUUGAUGGUGCCGAACAACUCAGCGGCUGCCGGUUCUGCGUCCUUGCUCCCGGCCUCCGAGGACUCUGCUGAGCCAGAAGAAGCCCAACCGGACUCGCUGAACAGUCCAACGAGGGCAUCCCAAGACGGCCAGGUGAUAGAUCUCGUCGCUAGCGCGCGACGAGAGCGCAAAGUCCAGGAUUUAGAAAUCACAAAUGCCAGCCUGGAGGCGAUCAACCGGACGCUUGAGCGACAGCUGAGAAAACAGACAGCCGAGCUCCGGCGCUACCAGCGCCUGUCCAGGUCCGGAAGACUGAGCCUGGGCUCGAUCGGCAGUCGCAUCCCCUCCGACUCGACUGUAGAUGGGGGUGCUCUGGCAAGGGCAGGAAUGGGCCUGGACGACUUGAGCGAGGAAGAGAGCGAGAUCGAGGCUGAGGACGCCGAACUAGAGGAGCUUGAAGACCUCGGAGAGGACGACAUGUCCGGGUCGGAGGCCUCCAGUGAGCUCAGCAGCGGCGCCGACGCAUUGCGUCGCCAAAAACGACGCCGAGACGAGCGGCGGCUGCAACUGGAUCUUUCCAAGCACCAGCAGCUGCUCAUCGACAGCCAGAAGAUCAACCAGAGCUUGAAGCGGUGUCUGGGAUGGACCGAAGAGCUGAUCAAAGACGGCAUGCGCGCUCUCGCAUACCAGGUGCGAGUCAGCGAUGUUAAGCUAGGCGGGAGGGUCCUCGCCCCCGAGGAAAUCGAGAGGCGGGAGCUGGGUGGCGACGACGGCGAGGAUGCCACGCUGGGCGACGACACCAUCUAUGCGAUAGACGCCCUAGGCGGGGGGUCCCUCCUCGCGGAGGCUGCUGAGCCGGCCAAGUGGAGCAAGGAUCCGCAGGACAAUCCGCAGGACAGAGACAGCGGAGUUGAACUGCCCGCGGACGGCGGUUGAGAAACAGCAAGCAACAUAACCAGAAGAAAAAAACAAGGUAACAAACUGAUGACAAUGCUUUUCUGCACAACGCACGGCGAUGGCGUACUCUCACCACUCACUGAGAUAUCUCUCUCCCUGUUGAUUUCCUUAGUCUUCAUAUUUGUUUGGCGUUAGGAACGACGGGGUUUGCUCGUGGUUGGCUUGCUUGCUUGCAUUAUGCGGAACAUAAGGGGGGUUUUAUUCACGUACCCAAACUCCCAC
Messenger RNA from Thermothielavioides terrestris NRRL 8126, 2805 nucleotides. RefSeq lists its product as uncharacterized. The transcript has a single exon. The record is from RefSeq and is a predicted model, not a curated record. The coding region runs from base 574 to 2562 and encodes 662 amino acids. Lineage: Eukaryota; Fungi; Ascomycota; Sordariomycetes; Sordariales; Chaetomiaceae.